This is a messenger RNA of Rotaria sordida, 861 nucleotides long. NCBI's taxonomy places the organism in Eukaryota, Metazoa, Rotifera, Eurotatoria, Philodinida, Philodinidae. The record is from the annotation of a GenBank genome assembly.
AUGUGUUCAAAUAAACGUAAAUCUCAUUCUUCAACAAAACCCAAUCUUCAUCUAUUCUUUGGACCUAGUACUGUAAAAAAACAUAAACAAACAUACGAUCAAUCAUUAUUUAUAUAUCCAUUUAUUGAUCCAUAUCCACUACCAUCAUUUAUUCUUCAAACAAAUACAAAAGAAUGUCGAAUUAUUAAUGAUAAACUUGAUUUAGAUCUUCUUUAUAUAACAUCAUUCAUUCCAUCACCAUGUGACAUGUCAUUGUAUACAUUUCUACUUAAUAUACUUCCAUGGUAUCGUGUAAAAUAUUCUAAACAAACAGAUAGAUUAGUAGACAUAAUAACACCACGUUAUACAACUGUAUUUGGUAUUGAUGAUACACAACAAUCAAAAGAAAAAUAUAAUCGAACGCCACGAGAAAUUCCACCAAUACUUAAUGAACUUAAACAACAUGUUGAACAAAUAACAAAUACUACAUAUAAUUUUGUUUUAGUUAAUUUUUAUGUUAAUGGUCAAGAUUCAAUCGCAUAUCAUAGUGACGAUGAACAUUGGUUAGGUGAUCAACCAUGUAUUGCAUCAUUAUCAUUAGGUGCUGAACGAGAUUUUUAUAUGAAAAAUAAAUUAAAUGAAAAUCUUAAACAAAAUUUUAUUCUUAAUUCAGGUGAUUUAAUUAUUAUGCGUGGUAAAACACAACAUGCAUGGUUACAUUCAGUACCAAAACGAACAUCACAAUUAUCUGGAAGAAUUAAUAUUACAUUUCGUCGUGCUUAUCUACCUGAAGGAACAAAUAAUUAUUAUAGAUAUAAUGUUGGUGAUGGUCCAAUGUAUCGAUAUAUUAAUGGAAAAAUGAUCAAACAUGAUAGUGAUUAG